AUGGGUGUUGCGAAAAAGACUCGCAAGUUUGCGCAGGUGAAGCGAGUCCUCGGCCGUCGCGAUGACAGGAUAAAGGAGAACAAGGCCAAGGCCGAAUUGGUCGCUGCCGCAAAGGCCAAGAAGACCAUCAACGGAGAGCUCAUCCGCGAGGCGCCCCAGAUGCCCAGCAACAUGUUCUUCCAGCACAAUACGGCCCUCGUCCCUCCCUACAACGUCCUCGUCGACACAAACUUUAUCAACCACACGGUCCAGCGCAAGCUCUCGCUGCUUGAUUCUAUGAUGGACUGCCUCUACGCAAAGUGUAACCCCAUCAUCACCUCGUGCGUCAUGAGCGAACUCGAGGGUCUUGGCCAGAAGUUCCGCCUGGCGCUGCGGGUUGCGAGGGACGAGCGGUGGACAAGGCUGGAGUGCGAUCACAAGGGCACGUAUGCCGAUGACUGUCUGGUGGACCGAGUGCAGAAGAACAGGAUAUACAUUGUGGGCACAAACGAUAAGGCGCUGAAGCAGCGGCUAAGGAAGAUUCCCGGCGUGCCCAUCAUGAGCGUUGCGCGGGCCAAGUACGUGAUAGAGAGGCUGCCAGGUGCACCAGACUCAUAG
This is a messenger RNA of Fusarium keratoplasticum, 597 nucleotides long. Its product is annotated as PINc domain-containing protein. The record is from RefSeq and is a predicted model, not a curated record. The coding region runs from base 1 to 597 and encodes 198 amino acids. NCBI's taxonomy places the organism in Eukaryota, Fungi, Ascomycota, Sordariomycetes, Hypocreales, Nectriaceae. Gene Ontology annotation, cellular component: nucleolus; small-subunit processome. The transcript is spliced from 2 exons.